Messenger RNA from Magnolia sinica, 786 nucleotides. RefSeq names its product CLAVATA3/ESR (CLE)-related protein 41-like. The coding region runs from base 164 to 511 and encodes 115 amino acids. The record is from RefSeq and is a predicted model, not a curated record. Lineage: Eukaryota; Viridiplantae; Streptophyta; Magnoliopsida; Magnoliales; Magnoliaceae. The transcript has 2 exons.
UACAUGAGUUUGGUAUUUCCCUUCACCACAUGUAGUUAAAAUCUCAAAACUCUCUUCCCUUCCCUGUUGGGGCCUUCUCACCUUCGUCGCGCAACUGGUUCAUGGAUAUUGAUCUCUUGUGGGCUCUUGGGGGUGGUUUUCAGGUCUCGAUCUCGAACUCUGAAUGGCCUCCGACAACGAAAGCUUCACAAAAACACAAUCAUUCCGCUUCGGUCUCCUCCUCCUCCUCCUCCUCCUCCUGGUUCAUCCAACAGAUCAAUUGAAUAUCUCCAUGCCAUCGAUCUCUGUGAGGAAGCUUCUCUCACCUACAUCUCAAUCUGCAAAAUUACACCCACAGGCGACCCCCUCACGUCAGUUUGAAUCGAGUGCACAUGAAGUGCCGAGCGGUCCAAACCCCAUCUGCAAUAGAUUUCUUCAUGGACUUGAUAAUGGGGCCCACAUGGAGAGAUGGUCCAAGAAUCUGAAGCGUCAAUACUACAGGUGCUGUGUCCAAGAACUUGUGAUCCAGUGAUCAUAGUGAAGAUAAAGUUAUGAACAAUUAUUUGUGGGGUUGAUUGAUAAAAAGAUCAGAAAUUUUCUUUUCAAUUAUCAAAAUUCAACCCAAACUAUCAGUGGAUUAGAAUCUUCUAUUCUGCGUACCGUUUUAAAUAUGGCUUGUUGUUGUAGCAUCAUCUAGAACUUGGGUGGUUCGGAUCAUUGGGCUACUUAGGAUGGUUAAUGAUGAUGACCUUGAUGUAAUAUUGGAUUUCAUUGAAGUAAUUUGGGGAGGGAAUUCAUUGAACUUUA